AAUACAUAUCAACAAAUAACCACAAAAUGUAAACAAUGUAUUGUGGGAUGUGUUAGAUGGUCUUUUAAGCAUUAGUUCUUUUUAUUAAUCGAUCAUUCCUUAUGAGGUACAUAAAUCAAAUUAUUUUAUAUUCUUUUUUCUCCAACUCGAUAAGCAGAAAACCGCAAAUUUCAGAAAUACAUCUGAUGACCAUAAGACCAGUGCUAACAACAGAAAAUAACCCGAAGCGCAAAGAGGAACAUUGACGACACACAGGAAAAUGAUUGACACAUAAUGCAUUACGAAUCGGCUGUUAAAGUGCGCAUACCCGUUGGCUAUUGUCGCCCCGCCAGAUAGCUAACUAUCGAUAACUAAAACACGCGCAAGACUAGUGGAUUACGACACCCCAGCAAACAAAGAAAGAAAAUGGAUUUUCAUUAGACUUUUGCUGAAGAUAUUUUAGGCGAUAAAAUAAGCAAACGAUUGUGCAAUAACAAGUUGAAAUGAGUUCUGUCGAAAAUGGGCAAAGCUAAAGAUGGAAAAUGAUUUGCGACCCAUCUAUCAAUUCUGAAUUAUCUCUAAUGCUUAUAACAGUUCAAAUAGGCUUUGGAAUCAGUAGUUUUGACGUUGCCCGCCAAAACUUUGCGCAAGAUACCCAAACUUUCCUCUUAAAAACAGAAACUGCAACAGGAAAAUGAAAAGUUCUUCAAAAAUUAGGGUGUAAUGAGGAAUAGUGCUAAGCUAUGAAAUAGUGUCCGUUAACGUCAAGAGAGUGCGACGUCUCUGCAUCUUUGGUGAUUCAAAACAACGCUAGGAAUGCUGCAGCGGAUGCCUCGAUGUGUUGCCAUAAACUCGACAUUAACCGUUCAAGAUAACAAAGCAAUUAAGUUCAUCGCCUCCCACGAAAAAAAUAUCUCAGUCGCCGGAAAACCUGAACAAGCCAAGUCGACAGCAGCUUUCAAAAUCAGGCUCCUGCUGACGAGUUGUCAGGGUCUAACGAAUUGGUAUAAUUAGCUUACUUAAAAAGAGAAUACGCAUUUGGUAAGCAGCUCCUCCUUUAGCAAAAACAGGAACAAACAAUUGCAGGAUUCUGGAGGCGAGAGAUUUGUGCACAGCUUGGCUCGGUAAGUUGCGGUGUGCGGUCUCCAGGACUCCGUUGGUCUUUUUUCAAUUCUAAGAUUGUUGUCGAUAAAAACACUUAGCUCGGUUUGUUUUCUUGAACAUUUGGUAACGUCUGGAAGAGAACUUGAGCCAUAGCAACUUUAUUUUCAAGCGCGGCAAAGCCAAUCAGCAGAAGAAGAAAAAGAGGACGUUAAGACGAAAACUGCGUCUGAAAGGGAGUGUCAAGAAAAGGCAACGGCAGAGACACAAAGAAACGAUCUAAAGUUGAAAUGGAAAGUUCUAAAUGAAGAGAGCAAUUAGAUGUUACUUUGCAAACGCUAAACAAUCCUUACGAUCAAGCCUACACCUUCAAUUCGAAAUACAUAUUGAUGAAUUUCGCGCCAGCCAUAAUGAACAAUUCCACUGCAGACAUCGCUUCAGGAUCAGCAAGCACUGCCUUACGAGCCAUGCGCCUUACGCUCUACCCUCUGACGUUUGUGGUCGGUUUAGUAGGAAAUGUGUUAGUGUGUGUGCUUGUCUUCACGUGGCGAAAGACUAAGAACUUUAAUAAUUCUCGCUAUUUCAUCCUUAAUCUGAGUAUCUCGGAUCUGCUGGUGUUGAUAAUGUUCAUACCGUUUGACUUGGCUUAUUUGGAGAACGACAUGGUCUGGAAGUACGGUCUAUUCAUGUGCAAGUUUAUAAACACGUUAUCGUUUUUGUCUGUUAUCGUGUCUGGGACAACACUAGCGGCGAUCAGUGUGGACCGCUAUCGCGCAGUCGUCCACCCGCUAAGCCCCCCCUUUACGUUCAGAACCGUCUCUUUGAUCAUCCUGGUUAUCUGGGUUUACUCUGUAUCAACACUACUGCCCUUCGCCGAAUCCCUCACCAUCCUCCCGAGGGGGUCAUGCCAGAAUGAUUACGCCUGGUGGCCUAACUACACCACUGUACAAUUGACGUUUGUCCUCUGCGCGUUCACCCCCGGAUUCGUAAUCCCAAUAACGUGUAUUGUCGUGUUCUACUUGUUGAUAGCGCGGCAUUUAAGGAAAGAACGUGAAAAUCAUGACCUCCUGCUGCGAGGCGACAUCGCGAGACUACGAGUGAGACAAAACAGUAAAAUGAUCAGAAUCCUUAGCUGCCUCACGGUGGCGUUCACAAUCUGCAUUCUUCCCAGUUAUACCAUCAUUCUUAUGGUUAUGUUCUACAAGGGGACAAGCUCUUUGCCGUACAUAGACGAAGUGCAUGAGUUUACGCGCUUGCUUAUGACGGCUAACAGUUGCUUGAACCCUGUUUUGUACAGUGUUGUAAGUCGUGAGUUCCGCGCUGAGCUGAGAGGGCUCUUGAAACGGAGGAGGGUAAAACGGGCGCGAACUACGUUUAGUACAACCAAAAACACAAGCUUCAUGGUGUCGAAAAAUGAGACACCAUGCUAAGUAGUUAGCCGUAUACAUGCAACAUUAAGGGUUUUUAAACGUAUAGAGAACAGAGUAUAGAGGGGAGCCUCAUCGUUUUUAAAAUACCGUAAUUGCUUGAACAACCUCACCCGCCCCCAGUGAAAGCCUUGCUUACUAGGAGAAUAAGAACCUGCCCUGAAUAAAAAACACCUCGCCCAAAUGGAACUAUCAAAAGAGAAGGAAUACGCGUAAACACCUCCUUUGAAUAAGCGCCUCGUCUUAGAGGAAAAUAUAAAUCAGCGCCUCCCCUGAACCCCGUACAGUUCUUUCAAAAGCCCGGGGCGUUUAUUAAAUUUCGAUGGCCCAAGGGGGAGGGUCGUUUAAUAGAUAGAAGGCGAUUAUUAGAGAGUUCUUUCCAAACUACAACAAUAUAACAAACCCAAGUGCAGUGGGGUUCAAAUCUCAGUCAGGAUCAAGUUUAAUUAUAGGCAGCGUGACAAAUGUUUCUUUAAAUUGAGCAAGUCUCACCAAGUAGAAGAUUAAUGAAAUUUGAUUUAUGUUACCGAAA
Messenger RNA from Nematostella vectensis (starlet sea anemone), 3039 nucleotides. Its product is annotated as galanin receptor type 1. Bases 1470 to 2510 code for a protein of 346 amino acids. The record is from RefSeq and is a predicted model, not a curated record. The transcript has 3 exons. Gene Ontology annotation, molecular function: G protein-coupled receptor activity. Gene Ontology annotation, biological process: G protein-coupled receptor signaling pathway. Lineage: Eukaryota; Metazoa; Cnidaria; Anthozoa; Actiniaria; Edwardsiidae. Gene Ontology annotation, cellular component: membrane.